Molecule: messenger RNA, 1319 nt
Organism: Anopheles funestus (African malaria mosquito)
Lineage: Eukaryota; Metazoa; Arthropoda; Insecta; Diptera; Culicidae
Gene: Prp38
Product: pre-mRNA-splicing factor 38
Exons: 3
Coding region: 215-1270 (351 amino acids)
Cellular component (GO): precatalytic spliceosome
Source: RefSeq, a predicted model, not a curated record
UUCGCUAGUUUUUUCCGGUGGAGGGCAUAAACAACUUUGUUAAAUAGAUAGCUCGCAAACAUUUGUGAAUGAAAACUAUUCAUGGCAGUUUACCGAACACUGGCAGUGAAUGGUUCUACUAACGGUGAAUUGAUUCAACGCAAAAUAUUCGCCUAAAACUCAGGUAGCGAGCAUUUUCCCACAGAUACAACGGUAAGCGGUUCCGGCUUGUAUCAUGGCCAAUCGUACUGUAAAGGAUGCAAAGAACGUUCAUGGCACGAAUCCGCAAUAUUUGAUCGAGAAGAUUAUACGCUCCCGUAUAUACGAUUCCAAAUACUGGAAGGAGCAAUGUUUUGCACUGACCGCAGAACUGCUAGUGGACAAAGCCAUGGAGCUACGGUUUGUCGGCGGUGUGUUCGGAGGCAACAUUAAGCCAACGCCAUUCCUGUGUCUGACGCUAAAGAUGCUUCAAAUCCAGCCAGAAAAGGACAUAGUGGUGGAGUUUAUUAAGAACGAAGAGUUUAAAUAUGUCCGCGCGCUGGGUGCAUUCUAUUUGCGACUCACGGGAUCCUCGCUUGACUGCUACAAGUACCUGGAACCGCUCUAUAACGACAAUCGAAAGUUGCGAAAACAGAACCGGAUGGGUGCGUACGAGCUGGUCCACAUGGACGAAUUUAUCGAUGAGCUGUUGAGAGACGAACGUGUGUGCGAUAUCAUUUUACCACGCAUUCAAAAGCGUCACGUCCUGGAGGAAAAUAAUGAGCUGGAGCCGAAAGUAUCCGCGCUGGAGGAUGAUCUGGAUGAGGAGAUGCCCAGCGAAGAUGAAGCGGUAGAGGAGACACCUGCGCUACAGCCGAUCAAGGAGAAAAAGAUUGAAGUGUCCAAAGCUAAGGGUGGCAACAAACGGAUAGAGCGCUCCGUUUCUCGCGAGCGUCAACCGCUCGAACGGUAUCGUAACUACGAUACCGGUAAUUAUCGUGAUCGUGAAAACGAUCGAGACAAAGAUCGGGAACGAGAACGCGAUCGGGAAAGGGAUUGGGAUCGCGAUCGAGACCGGCACAGGGAGGUGGAUCGUCGCGAUCGUCGAGAUCCGUAUGGUGAACGCGACCGGCUUAAGGAGCGUGAACUUCGGGACAGGGAGCGCGAAAGACACCGGCGCCACGAACGUCAGGAGGAGCGAGAACGUGAACGACGCAGAGAGCGGGACCGAGACCGGGAUCGCGAACAUGAGGAAAGAUCUCGCGGCCAUGACCGUGAGCGUGAUUACGAUCGAGACCGGCGGAGGCGAUAGAAUGUGUCGAUGAAAUAUAGAAGAAACAGACGGUAACUAUUGCUGUAAA